AUUGCUUUGUCUCCACUUUUAGGUCCUUUUUUUGAAUCAAAGAAAUUUGAAUCUUUUUUCAAAACAUCAAGAAAGACAUCCAACUACAUCUGCUCCCUUGUGAAGGGAGACCUGCGGGCAAGGCAAUCAAACUUCACUGGUUCAAAUGGGAAGCCACUGUCUGUAACUGACUAAGUAACUUUUGCUCUCAGGAGGCUCGGCUCUGGCGAAUCAUUGUCAAACACUGGCGACUUGUUGGGGAUCAACCAAUCAUUUUUUUCUCAAAUAACCCGGCGAUCUGUGGUAGCAAUGGAAGAAAGAGGUCUGCACCAUCUUUGCUGGCCUUUCACAGUAACAGAGAUUGAAGAGAUUAAAUCAAAUUUUGAGAAAAUAUGUGGCCUGCCUAAUUAUUGUGGUUCAAUUGACGCUACCCGCAUUACCAUGACUCCAACAGUGGACCGAUCAAAUGGUGUAUGGAUUGAUCGUGAGAAGAACCACAACAUGCUCUUGCAAGCAACAGUGGACCCUGACAUGAGAUUCUGUGGUGUAAUUGUUGGGUACCCAGGUAGUUUAAGUGAUGCACUUGUACUGCAGAACUCGAGUUCCCACAAGCUAUCUAAGGAAGUGAAAAGGCUAAAUGAGAAAAAAAUAGAACUUCAAGGAGUGGAGUUGGGGAAGUAAAUUGGGGGCUCAGGUUUUCCCCUAUUGCCAUGGCUUCUUACUCCUUAUCAAAGCACUCUGGCAGAGUAUAACAAGCCACAUUCUGCAACUGGAGUUGUAGCACAGAUUGCGUUAGCUAGGCUGAAGGAAAUGUGGAAUAUUCAUGGGGUAAUGUGGCUGCCUGGUAAGAAUAGGUUGCCAAGGAUUAUUUUUGUUUGCUGCUUGUUGCACCAUAUUGUUAUUGACAUGGAGGAUAAGGUGCUUGAUGAGCUUCCUUCAUCUCAUCAACAUGACACAGAUUACCGGUAACAAAUUUGUGAGACUGCCAGCAAGACGGGCAUUGUUAUGCGAGAACUUUCUCUCUACCUUUCUCGAAAAUCAUCAUCUUCAACACUCUCUUCCUCAUGAGUUCUGCCAUAUAGAAAGAGCUGGAUGCCCUUUGGUUAAUUUGUUUAACAAAAGCUUUUGUGAAUCCUAUGAUGUUAAUUCUUAUAGGGUAACCAGUUCGAGUUGAA
Populus trichocarpa (black cottonwood) is the source of this 1154-nucleotide messenger RNA. RefSeq names its product protein ALP1-like. The record is from RefSeq and is a predicted model, not a curated record. Lineage: Eukaryota; Viridiplantae; Streptophyta; Magnoliopsida; Malpighiales; Salicaceae.